AGGCAGCCUCACCACCAUAUGCGUUCGGCUAGGCCUGAGGGGCAGGGCCGGAAGUGACGCACAGCCCCGUAGGGUGAAAGGUUAACGGAAGUUGGCUUCCUUCUUUUCCGCUGUGGCCCCGGCGCGGUACUGUCGAAAUGGGCAAGUUCAUGAAACCGGGGAAAGUCGUGCUGGUCCUGGCCGGACGCUACUCUGGACGCAAAGCCGUCAUCGUGAAGAACAUCGAUGAUGGCACCUCCGACCGCCCCUACAGUCACGCCUUAGUGGCCGGAAUCGACCGCUACCCCCGCAAAGUGACGGCCGCCAUGGGCAAGAAGAAGAUCGCCAAGAGAUCGAAGAUAAAGUCCUUCGUGAAGGUUUACAACUACAACCACCUCAUGCCCACCAGGUACUCUGUUGAUAUCCCCUUGGACAAGACCGUGGUCAACAAGGAUGUCUUCAGAGACCCGGCCCUGAAGCGCAAGGCCCGGCGGGAGGCUAAGGUCAAGUUUGAGGAGAGGUACAAGACGGGCAAGAACAAGUGGUUCUUCCAGAAGCUUCGGUUUUAGAUGUGUUUUUGUUUCUCUUAUUAAAAUUUUUGAAAACCUCUGCA
Molecule: messenger RNA, 592 nt
Organism: Cavia porcellus (domestic guinea pig)
Lineage: Eukaryota; Metazoa; Chordata; Mammalia; Rodentia; Caviidae
Gene: Rpl27
Product: ribosomal protein L27
Exons: 5
Coding region: 138-548 (136 amino acids)
Biological process (GO): translation
Cellular component (GO): ribosome; cytosolic large ribosomal subunit
Molecular function (GO): structural constituent of ribosome
Source: RefSeq, a predicted model, not a curated record